Messenger RNA from Dermacentor andersoni, 2540 nucleotides. The record is from RefSeq and is a predicted model, not a curated record. NCBI's taxonomy places the organism in Eukaryota, Metazoa, Arthropoda, Arachnida, Ixodida, Ixodidae.
CCCGCGUGAGAGUGAGGGUGAAGUCUGGCGUCACUAUAGGGUGCACUCUCAAUGUCAGCGCGCUGAGCGAGGUAGCAGCGCCCCAGUGUGGCCCCGCAGCCGCUUCGGCCACCUAAGCCGUCCGUAGUGCCUGUACUUUUUUGGCCGACAGUACAUAUCUAGCGCAAUGUCAUCAGUGAGAUAACACCACAGGGAAGGCCUGAAGUAGAGAUAGCGAGAACGAGCGCUGUAGCGGCGGUUUCAGUCAAGGCCAGCUAAAGACGUUAUAAGUAACAUCGUGAGGAAACACUUCGUUAGAACAGCCAGGCGGCGGAAUUCGGUGCGGACACAAGCCACGGCUUCCUUGAAAACGUCUGGCUUCUACUACCAAACGGUUAUCUUCUGUCAUAUCACCUUCUCCAGCCAUGAGACACAUCAAGACCGUGCAAGGCAUCCCUUUCGGGUGCUUUUUCCCAAACGACGCCAUUCUUUCGGCUUUGUCUUAUAAACCGCGACCAGGUGACAUUUUUGUCACUGCAUACCCAAAGUGCGGCACAACCUGGGUUCAGUACGUCUCAUACGGCAUCUUACACGAUGCUAAGCCACCGGCGGAACUUUCACAAUUCCUCGCCGCAUCACCGUUUGUCGAGCUUUUCGGUGCCGCUGCUGUUGAGACUAUGUCUAGGCCAGGCACCAUCAAGACUCACCUUCCUUUUGAAGAGAAUAGAUUUUCGUAUAACGCUAAGUAUAUCUACGUCGCUAGAAACCCUUACGACGUCUGCGUCUCUGCCUACCAUCAGAUCCGAACGAUGACGGUCGCCGAAGAAGAUGUCAUCACCUUCGACGAGCACGUCAAGCGCUUUGUAUCCGGCCGCAGCAACUACGGAUGCUACUUAAAAGGCAGCCUCAUUCCGUGGUACACUCGAAGACACGAGAGCAACGUUCUCUUCCUCACGUACGAAGAGCUGCACGAUGACGCCAAGCUGCAGGUGAAGAGGAUUGCCGAGUUCUUAGGUCCCGAGUACGGUCGGCGCGUGUCCAGAGACCCAUCCAUGCUGCAACGCGUGGUCGAAAUGACAUCGAAGGAGAGCAUGCGCCCACUCUUCAAGAAUUUUCUCAUGGCCGUCAUCGAGCUCGCCGUACAGCACAGCAAGCGUAGAAACGCGCCCAUCCCGAAGGAGCUGGAUGGCCUGCUGAAAUCCUUGAGGAACCGUGCACCUACACACGACUUUGUGCGUGAAGGUUCUGUGGGGGGCUACAAGAAAUUUAUUUCUGACAAUCACCGACAGACACUGGAAGACUGGAUUUCGGCAAGCACGUUAGGGAGUGACGUCACCUGCCUUUGGUCCAGAGUCGUUCUUCCGUAAUACGCUAAGGUCUUUCGUAACAGAACAGUACUUUACGUCGUGUCACAACAGAUGACCAAGCAAAAUCAGUAAGCCUGGAUGUAGGACUGGAGUAUUAUAUCGCCAAUCACUGCCGAACGUGUCACUGCUAUGCGUCUAUUUGCGUCACACGAAUUCUUGGCCGCUGCUGGCUUUAAUAGAAUCUAUUAGCCAUUGAAGUGUGCAAAAAAAAAAAACGAGGCAAUCGCAUUACCAUCCCUUCAGUUCGUAUCUGAAGUACGAAGAUAUAUGAACGUGAGUAAAUUAGGUACGUUAUCCUACUUCGAUAGGAGGCGAAUUAACUUCCCGGAAUUCUUGACGCGUGUGCGAGAGGAAUUUUAUUUUCGUUUUGCAUUAUUUUCCACCCACAUUUUCACAGCUUUAGUAAGCCUUCAUUGAAAGCCUAGCACCUUUCUUAUAUUGUGGAUGACUGCACAUUUUUUUUUUACCAGUUCAUAUUGUGGUGCUCCACUUGGUCAACCAACUAGCCCUCUUCUAAGCUUUAAAAAGUUCGUAAAAACGUUUUCACCGAGCUUGGCUUCGUCUUGUGCAAUACCCAGAGAAUCUAUUUUCGCUUUCGCAGCGCGUUUUACUGAUGAUGACCACAUCGCGACUGCACACAAUGAACGAAAGGACACGGUGCAGGCAAGCGCCUGCCUCCGUCGUGCCUGUCCGUCCUUUGUCUGCAAGCCAUGGCUUACCAGCUAGCCCGGCCUCACACCUCGUUUUAUUCACCUGGUUUAGAGCCACAUAUUACGUGUAAUUCUUGCAUUGCAGGAAGAUAUAAUUAUCCUUUAAGGCUAUGUGAAUUCAGGUAUCACUAACAUGUUUGUACACCAUUGUCCUAUGCAUGGACUGUUCAGGAUGGCUCAGAAGAUAUGGAAAGGCGUGCACUAGCAUUAUUGUGAUUUGUUUGUUGAGUACCGUGUGUUAGGAAUGCAGUGUUUGCAUAUACGUCCUUUUCUGUAACGCAUGCAAAAAGAAAUGGCUCCUUCUUACGCCGCGACAUCUACCAUUCAUUGUAUUCUUUGUUAGCAUAUAGCCCUCCCCAAAUGGCGUUGUGGUUGAAUCACACUGCUUUAAAUAUGACACUACAUAUGCCUUAUCGCAAAUUGAAUUUCUGUACAAAGCGAAACGUUAAAAUAUAUUCACAUGCCGUGCACAAUUUUCGACAAG